CCAACAACAGUCUUGUAAAACAGAAAACCACUAACAGGAACGCCAAAGGCCAAAAUCUGGAAUAUUGAAAACAGCAGUAUUUUCUGAUGGAAAACCCACAAAUUCAAGCUCAAAAAGGUACAGAAACUGGCGAUGCUUUUAAUGGUAUGGAAGCAAACGAUAGUUCUACCGCUAUAAAUCCUCAAAGAAGUAGAUUUCCUUAUUGUAUAGUGUGGACUCCAAUCCCAGUUUUGACAUGGUUAUUUCCAUUUAUCGGACAUAUGGGAAUAGCAAUGUCCUCUGGAGUAAUUCGAGACUUUGCUGGACCUUACUAUGUUUCAGAAGAUUCCAUGGCUUUUGGAAGACCUACAAAAUAUUGGAAACUUAAUCCAAUGUUUGUGAAGAAUUCAAAUACAUCCUGGGAUUUUGCCAUAUCUGAGGCAUCAGAAGUUUAUAAACAUAGAAUGCACAAUCUCUUUUGCGAUAACUGCCAUUCUCAUGUUGCUAUGGCUCUUAAUAUUAUGAACUAUAAUGGCUCAUCAUCAUGGAACAUGGUUAGCUUGUGUUUCUGGCUUCUUGUAUAUGGAAAAUAUAUCAGUGUUGGAUCAUUCUUAAAGACAUGGCUUCCAUUCCUUAUCCUUGCAGUGGUAAUUAUUCUUAUAGUCACAUUAGCUGGUUCACAUUAAGAAUUUUUGUCUUCUACAAAAAUUUUUAUCUUCUACAAAAAUUUUUAAAUGUAAUCUGGGUUCAAAUACAUAGGUAGACACAUAAAACUGGAAUUGGCAAGUAAUUGUUUGUUUAAUGCUUAUCCUAGUAUGUAGAUAUAUGUAUGUAUGCAAUUUUUCUUCACGACCAUGCACUAUUAGUGACAGUUUGAAUUAACAAUCUUCCAGUAUUUGGAACAAGAGUUUCAAAAGAAUAGUUAUUAUUUGAAACCAUAGAAAAGCCUUGAUAUAUUUAGAAAUUUGUAGCAUUUAAACACAUUGGUGUUUAACAUAAUAUAGUUUAAAUGUAUAUUGCAUCUCAUCACACACUAUCUGAUGAUUGUUAAAAGUUAUUUGCUAAUGAAAGUCAACAAUUCUCAGUACAACUGUACAAACCAUUAAAAACAGAACAAUGAGGUAUUAUUGUGGUACGUAGCAUACAUUUUAAUAGUAUAUAGUUUUUAUAGUUGUUUAAUUAUA
Messenger RNA from Dendronephthya gigantea, 1163 nucleotides. RefSeq names its product transmembrane protein 222-like. The transcript is spliced from 7 exons. The coding region runs from base 87 to 665 and encodes 192 amino acids. NCBI's taxonomy places the organism in Eukaryota, Metazoa, Cnidaria, Anthozoa, Malacalcyonacea, Nephtheidae. The record is from RefSeq and is a predicted model, not a curated record.